CCUGUAUUCAGGACAAAUGUCACCUAUAUCGAAUGCCUCUCAAACCAGACUUUUCCAAGCCCCUGGUAACUCCCAACCCGGAGAUAUUUUUGCUACCUCACUUCUAUUUAUUGAUUGAUAUUUUCUCUUUACACACACACACACACACACUGAAAAAAAAAAGAUGGUUCUGAUAGACAAACUGUGGGAUGACGUUGCCGGCGGACCGACACCGCAGAGCGGCCUCGGCAAGCUCCGGAAGCUCGCCACCCAGUCUCUGAGCGUCAAGACUGAUGGGAUUGGUGAAGGCAGCAGCAGCAGCAGCAGCAGCAACAACAGCAAGUACCAGAGGUCCAUGUCCAUGCCGGGAACUCCGGCGACGCCUGGGACGCCGACGACUCCGUCGCCGACAGCGGCCGCGGCGCGUAAGGACAACGUGUGGAGGAGCGUAUUCCACCCAGGGAGUAACUCGGCUACGAGGGGAAUGGGAUCGGACCUGUUUGAUAAGCCGCAGCCUAACUCUCCCACUGUCUAUGACUGGUACGUACGUACCCCACCCGAUCUACGAGUAAUAUGAUUUUGGUUUUUGUCUAGAUUCCAGAUCUGUGAUUGACAGUGAAUUCAGUUUGAUCUUAUACAGUACAUUUUUAUUUUUUUUUAAAAAAAAAACUAUGUGUAUAUAUUAUUUUGAUGUGUGUUAAUAGUAGUAAUUAAUUUGGUAGUGGUGGUUUAACUUUUAAUUGCAGGCUGUACAGUGGGGAGACUAAGAGCAAGUAUCGUUAGAUGAUCGUAUCCGUUUGCAUUUGUGAAUAUACCCCUCAAAAAGUUUUCUGGCUGUUUGGAGUUUGUCUGAAGGUGUUUUAUGAUCGCUUCACCUUUCAUCAUCGAUCAUCUUAGUAGUAGUUUACUAGUAUUUUAUUUUUGUGUCUGUUUGCUCAGCUGACUCUUUCAUAUUUUACUAUGGUCCGCUGUCAAAAUUUUUAAAUUACUAGUGGAGUGUUUUUUUUUUUUUUUGGUAGGGUCGAAGGUUGAGCUUCUUGUGUUUAAAAAAAUAAAAGUUGUCGAAUGAGUGUUUUUUUUCUUGGUCUGAUUACCGUGUUAAUUACUAAAUUUACUACUACUAAAUAGUGGAUGAUCCGUUAUUGUUAUUAGCAUUUUCGUAUUAUGGAUUCAUAUAUACGGAUUCUCCAACUAAGCCAAGCCGAUCAAUACCCAAACAAAAUGCCAUUUCUCCUCCUCAAAUUAGUCCACGGUGAUUAGAGACUGAUAGAUAGUGUAUUGAAAACAUUGGUUAAGAGUUGUCAAUGAAUCCCAACUCGCACCAAUUGGAAACCGGAAAAAGAUGGUCCUAAUUUCGUUCAUGUAAGAUCUUGCCAUUCAAAUGCUAAGUUGAGGGCUCGACCAUCAACAUCUGUGUUCAUGUUUGAUUAAAUUUAAUUUGAUGGAACAAGUGUAGAGGUUGCACUCAACAACUGUGUUAGUUUGGAAUUUGAAAUGGAUCAAUUUCACAAUGAGAUUCACUUUUUUGGAAAACGAGUACAUAACAUUUUGUUUGUGCAUCAUUUGUAAAGCACACAGUCUAAUUCUCAAUUCGUGCUUUGCAUGAUAUAUCUAUCAUAACAUGUAGAGAGUAAUAAAGGAUAUUAAUACAAUAACGAAUCUUUUCUAUCAUACUAAGCGGUAAUGUGAAUAUGUCGUCAGCAUUAAACCACAAAAAAGUUUUAGUUCCAUGGGACACGGUGAAGCAUUAAAUUUAAUAGACAAUUAAUGUAUUGGGAUUUCUACGGAAUACGGUCAUAAAGUGCUUUAAUAGACAAUUAAUUUAACAAGAGUAAUGGUACACUCCAUUAAUUAAUUAUGUGGUGUUGUUCCCUGGCUAAUUAUGUAGAACAAAAUUUUAUUAUUUUCAAUUUACUUCGUGUUGCAGCAUAUAUGUUAUUGAUUUGGAAUCUGCGCAUGGCACUUUUGUCACAAACACAACCAUAAUCAAUCAACUAAUAUCUUUAAACUUAAUUCUUCGUUACUGCCAUUGGGGUAAAGAAACAUUUUUGGCUGCCGAUGGCUCCGUUCUUUACAAAAGGGGUAUUACCGAUUCCAUUUACGCAUUUAAUGGAAUGAAAUUUGAAGAAUUGAAGCUAUCAGUGUUUGAUCGUUUAAAAGUAAAUCCUAGUGGGAAAAUUUCUUCACUUCACUGUGUAAUAUGAUCAGAAACAAUUUAUGUGCAGACACUAAUUGCUUGCAAUGACGAGUAUGCACAUAUCUAUCCAUCUAAUUCAGAAACUUUAUGUUUUAUUGUCAGCAAGCACUAGCAACGAGAG
This is a messenger RNA of Oldenlandia corymbosa var. corymbosa, 2297 nucleotides long. NCBI's taxonomy places the organism in Eukaryota, Viridiplantae, Streptophyta, Magnoliopsida, Gentianales, Rubiaceae. The record is from the annotation of a GenBank genome assembly.